UAUUUUAUUUGCAUUUCUUUAUUAGGUGAAGCACUGUUAUGCUCGGAUUUGUUUAUAGUAAUUAGCUGAAAUUGCUAAUUUGGGACGCCAUUACUCGAGCUUUGUACCUUGCUUUUCAAUGGCUGCCAACACUGCCAUUGUUGCUUGGGGUUCGGGAGAAGAUGGGCAAUUGGGAUUGGGGAACAACGAAGAACGGGAAUGGGUUUGCGCUAUUAAAGCUCUCGAGUCUCAGAAUGUCUGUUCCGUUGUUGCUGGUAGCCGAAAUUCGCUCGCCAUCUGCGAAGACGGCAAGCUGUUUACAUGGGGUUGGAAUCAGAGAGGAACCCUAGGGCACCCAGCAGAAACCAAAGCUGAGAACGUUCCGAGCCAGGUGAAAGCUCUUGCUAAUGUUAAGAUUGUACAGGCGGCUAUUGGUGGAUGGCACUGUCUGGCUGUGGAUGAUCAAGGCCGAGCUUAUGCCUGGGGUGGCAAUGAAUAUGGUCAAUGUGGCGAAGAGCCUGAGAAGAAGGAUGACACGGGUAGACGUCCGAGAAGAGAUAUAGCAAUUCCUCAACGAUGUGCUCCGAAGCUAAUAGUUCGUCAGGUUGCUGCAGGAGGUACACACUCUGUGGUACUUACACGUGAAGGACAUCUAUGGACAUGGGGCCAACCAUGGCCACCUGGAGAUAUAAAGCAAAUUUCUGUUCCUGUACGAGUUCAAGGUCUCGAUAUGGUGAGGCUUAUUGCAGUCGGGGCAUUUCAUAAUUUAGCUCUCCAAGAAGAUGGGACUUUAUGGGCAUGGGGUAAUAAUGAAUAUGGACAGCUUGGAACUGGUGAUACACAACCAAGAUCACAGCCAAUUCCUGUCCAAGGCCUUUCUGGUCUUACUUUGGUUGACAUUGCAGCUGGAGGAUGGCAUUCAACUGCUUUGACAGAUAGCGGAGAGGUUUAUGGAUGGGGACGAGGAGAACAUGGGAGACUUGGGUUUGGAGAUAAUGACAAGAGCAGCAAAAUGGUUCCACAGAAGGUUCAACUUCUGUCUGGAGAGAACAUUGUACAGGUAUCAUGUGGAGGCACACACUCAGUUGCAGUAACAAGUGACGGCCGCAUGUUUUCGUUCGGGCGAGGUGACCAUGGGCGGCUUGGGUAUGGAAGGAAGGUAACAACUGGGCAACCAGAGGAAGUUCCCAUUGACAUUCCCCCUCCUCGUGGGGCUGAGAAUGGUCGUUGGACAGCCAAACUUGUUGCCUGCGGCGGCCGCCAUACAUUAGCUCUGGUACAAUGGAAACCUGACGAUUAAGCAAAAUAAUUAACUGUUGUUAGAUUCUUAAGAUGAUCAUCUUCUUUCCUAAAUAAUUAUGAGACAAGACGACAUCCACUAGUUCUGGUUUUUGUCGAGUGCGUUGUUCUAUCCAGUCUGUGUAGUAAGCUUCCAUACAUCAAAUCCAUGUACUAAAAAACCAACUUAAUUAUGAACAACUGAGGGUUUGAUAGGAAAUCUUGAUACUUUCUGAUGUC
Molecule: messenger RNA, 1497 nt
Organism: Cucurbita moschata (crookneck pumpkin)
Lineage: Eukaryota; Viridiplantae; Streptophyta; Magnoliopsida; Cucurbitales; Cucurbitaceae
Product: ultraviolet-B receptor UVR8-like
Exons: 11
Coding region: 119-1279 (386 amino acids)
Source: RefSeq, a predicted model, not a curated record